Molecule: messenger RNA, 3215 nt
Organism: Trematomus bernacchii (emerald rockcod)
Lineage: Eukaryota; Metazoa; Chordata; Actinopteri; Perciformes; Nototheniidae
Product: pituitary adenylate cyclase-activating polypeptide type I receptor-like
Exons: 15
Coding region: 325-1764 (479 amino acids)
Biological process (GO): cell surface receptor signaling pathway; adenylate cyclase-modulating G protein-coupled receptor signaling pathway
Cellular component (GO): neuron projection; plasma membrane
Molecular function (GO): peptide hormone binding; G protein-coupled peptide receptor activity; vasoactive intestinal polypeptide receptor activity
Source: RefSeq, a predicted model, not a curated record
UGCACGGUGCGUCCUGCAGCAGCAACAACAGCAGCAGCAGCAACAACAACGGCACCUGUCGUUUUCUGGACCAGCUGAUAACCGGUUUAGGAGUAAAUCAAGAUAUUCCCCGAAACAAUUACGAGCCGAACACGGCGAGGAUGUGUGAAUACCGAUGGCUUCAUGUGUAGAUAUUUGCGCCUGUGAAAAUUACGCAUCGAGCCCUUGAUGCUGAAGAGUGGUGACGCUGAGGGGAACAAUUUCAGUGCACCCCUGUGAAAACACACACUGAGACACACACACAUAUUGUGGAGCUUUGUGGAUACAAGCCCUUCAGAGGAGACGAUGAGAGGCUACCUGCUGACUGCAAUCUUUCUGCUGCCCUUGGUGGCCUCAGAGUCCGGGCACUGUCUAAUCAAGCGUGAACAUGAGAAAUGCAUGGAGAAUAUCAUGACACACGACCCCAACGAUGACCUUGAAUUAGUGUGCCCGUGGAUGUGGGACAACCUGACGUGCUGGCAGUCGGCCAACGUGGGCGAGGUCAUCGUGGUCAACUGUCCGGAGCUCUUCCACGACUUCAUGGACCCCGAAGAGGAGAUGGGGAGGAUCAGUCGUAACUGCACCGAGGAAGGCUGGUCUGAACCUUACCCUCACUAUGUGGAAGUCUGCUAUUUCUUUGAAAACGCCACUAAACCCGACCUGUACUACGCCUCGGUGAAGGCCCUGUACACGGUCGGAUACAGCACCUCGCUGGUGUCUCUGACCACAGCCAUGGUCAUCCUCUGCAGAUUCAGGAAGCUCCACUGCACCAGGAACUUCAUUCACAUGAACCUCUUUAUGUCCUUCAUCCUGAGAGCCAUCUCAGUCUUCAUCAAAGACGGUGUGCUGUACGCUCAGGACGACAGCGACCACUGCUUCAUUCAGACAGUGGCGUGUAAAGCAGUGAUGAUUUUCUUCCAUUACUGUGUCAUGUCCAACUAUUUCUGGCUGUUCAUCGAGGGGCUGUAUCUCUUCACUCUGCUGGUGGAGACUUUCUUCCCUGAGAGGCGCUACUUCUACUGGUACACCAUCGUAGGCUGGGGGACUCCCACCAUCUGCGUCACUGUAUGGGCGGUUCUGAGGCUCCACUUUCAUGACACUGGAUGCUGGGAUACGAAUGAGAACACUGCCCUCUGGUGGGUGAUCAAGGGACCUGUAGUGGCCUCCAUUAUGAUAAACUUUGUCCUCUUCGUUGGAAUAAUCAUCAUCCUGGUGCAGAAGCUGCAGUCCCCGGACAUCGGAGGGAACGAAUCGAGCAUUUACCUCAGCUGUGCUCAGAAAUGCUUCAGUGAGCCCACACAGGCUGUUCAGCAUUCGUGCAGGAUGUCAGAGUUAUCCACCAUCACACUGCGUCUGGCGCGCUCCACCCUCCUGCUCAUCCCCCUCUUUGGUAUUCACUACACUGUGUUCGCCUUCUCACCUGAGGAUGUCAGCAAGAGGGAGAGACUGGUCUUUGAACUGGGACUGGGAUCCUUCCAGGGCUUUGUUGUAGCGGUCCUCUAUUGUUUCCUUAACGGAGAGUUUCUCCCUGAAGGUGCAGUCGGAGAUCAAGAGGAAAUGGCGCAGCUGGACGGUGAACCGGUACUUUGCUGUGGACCUGAAGCAGCAAAGGCACCCUUCGUUGGCCAGCAGUGGGGUGAACGGCGGGACUCAGCUGUCCAUCCUCAGCAAGAGCAGCUCCCAGAUCCGCAUGUCCUCCCCGCUGGCGGAGAACGCCAACAUCAGCCUCCCGACCUGAGCGUCUGAUGGGCCGGAGUCAACGUCAAGGUGCCGUCCCACUCGCAUCCUGACCAACCAGAGCAGACCAAAGCGGCCCCUCAGACCUCUCACAUUUUGUAGUUUGGCCUUUCGAAAAUGAGGUAUUUCUGAAAGUAUUUACUGGAGAUUCAUUAGAGGAGCAUAGCUGACUAUCAUUUCAUUUGACUAUAAAAUAUUAUUGAACUAUUUGAAUACUUUAGUAGACUCUGAAAACGUAUUAAUGAUGCACUUAUUUUAAGUGUUAAAUUCCACUCAGAGAUAUUGGAAAUCCUGGAAUUUUAGCCCCUGUUCUUGAUUUAUUUAUAGAUAAUAUUAAUGUAGAGUUGGUGCCAAAAAACAGUCAUAGCUAUUGAGAAAAACUGUAGUUUAAUUAUGAAAUGAAGGGGUCAUAAUUGGCUGUUUUAAAGUAAAGUAAAGUGCAUCAAACAGGUUGCCGGACUGGAUCGAUCUCGUAAAUGUCCAAAAUGAAAUACCAACCAAACGUUCGCCUUGCUUGUAAAAAAUGCUCAUUGUUUAAAUGUUUCAUCAUAAAUGUAAAACAUUUUCUACAAUCAGCCGUAAGUACAGAGUAUGUCAAAAGAUAUUUUAGGAAGAGAAAAAAAAAGAACUCAUGGACUUUGUAAAUAGUUACUUUUAGUGUCGAGAUCAGAGGUUUCUUUUUUCUUUUUUUCGCAUUGCGCAGUAUUGUAAUGACCUUUUCAAACAAAAGGAACUGGAGCCCAAAUCUGUAGACUUCAUCACAUAUCCUGAUGACCCAGAAGAUCCUGCCUACUAUGCUCUGAACUAUUUGUUUGUAAUAAAUAAAAACACAGACAGUAUUCUAUUUAUAGAAGAACACACGUGCCAAAAUGAAUGAUAACUGUAGAGCAGUAGAUCCCAACCUGAGGUUUUACAGUAUAAGAUUAAUUUGAGCUGUUGUGUCAGAUACAAGUAAGAAAAUAAGUUAUUUUGCUAUUUAAUUAUGUUUAUUUAUAAUUGGCCUCUUUUUCUGGUAAAAUACUACAUACUUGUAUGUCUUCAAGCUUCGUAUUACACAAUCUGAGCAGGUAAAAUCCGGCUUUGUUUGAAGUGCUCACAACUUCUGACGAGGUGUUUUAUUUUAGUUACAAGACACAAAUAGCUGGUAACCACGGCUGUAGAGGAUGCACAGGACGAAAGGGAAUAACAUGGUUUUAAACCUUACAAUCUUCACUCUAAACUGAUUUAUCCUCACAGCUAGUGCUAGUAGUUUGCUUCCGUUAAUUUAAAGUGGACCUAUCAUGCUAUAUUUGAAUAAUAUAGUGUAGGACCAUACCUAUAUAAGGCAUAUUUAUACUUUUUUCUUUUCAAAAUACCAAACAGAUCAUGCAUUUUAGCCAUGCCUCAUUUCGCUCAAUUUGCACUUUUUUUUAGCUCUGCUCUGCAAGGGCAGAUUCAGUGAGAACAGCACCAUCUACUGG